Toxotes jaculatrix (banded archerfish) is the source of this 1611-nucleotide messenger RNA. RefSeq names its product adenosine deaminase 2b (gene ada2b). Gene Ontology annotation, molecular function: adenosine deaminase activity. The transcript has 8 exons. NCBI's taxonomy places the organism in Eukaryota, Metazoa, Chordata, Actinopteri, Toxotidae. Gene Ontology annotation, biological process: inosine biosynthetic process; adenosine catabolic process. The record is from RefSeq and is a predicted model, not a curated record. The coding region runs from base 47 to 1579 and encodes 510 amino acids.
GGUUACCUAUGUGCCCCUUCUGUGGAUUGUCAGAGGGACUGAUGGGAUGCCUGACCCUGCUCAGAGGGACCUGCUGAUGCGACAGGAGGUGUCCAGACAGACCGGAGGCUUAGUGACGCUGACGGCAGCCGAACAGAAGCUGGGCGCUUAUCUCCAUCAACUGAAGGAGCAAGAGAUGUCUGCUGCCCACUUCCCACCUGCUAUGCACUUCUUCAAAGCGAAGCCUCUCAUUCAGAAGAGUUCAAUCUUCAAACUGCUGCAGAAGAUGCCUAAAGGUGCAGCUCUCCACAUCCACAGCUCGUCUCUGGUCAGCGUUGAAUGGCUUGUCAAAAACGUCACCUACAGGCCUCACUGCUACAUCUGCUUCACAUGGGACAACUCUGUCCGCUUCCUGUUCUCCGACCGCCAGCCUUUCCCACGAUGGGACUGCUUCUACUGGCAGCUGCUGGAGACUUUAAGAGCCAAAAUAGGGGACCCAACAGGCUUUGAUAACAGGUUGUGUAACAUAUCAUCUUCCCUUACAGAUGCCAAGCUAAGAUGUGAUGGAGAACCUUACCCACAGUGUUGGGGUUUUUUUUGGGUCUUUUUCAGUUUAAUGCAGCACCUCACUCUGUUCACCGAGGAUCCAGAUGGGGAGUAUCCAGACCAAGAUGUUGUGUGGGAGAAGUUUGAGAAAGCCUUCAUUGCAGCUGCAGGGCUCAUCACUCAUGCUCCUGUCCUGAGGGACUAUUUCUACAAGGGUCUGGAGGAGCUACACCAAGACAACAUCAUGUACCUGGAACUUAGGAGUGGUCUCUCAAGGACGUAUGAGCUUGAUGGAACCAUUCACGACAAGGUCUGGACUCUGAAAACGUUUCAAGAAGUUACGAAGAAAUUUACGGCAGAUCAUCCAGACUUUCUUGGGGCUCGCGUCAUAAUUUCUGUCCACAGGGCUCUGAGUGUGUCUGAAGUCAAAGCAGCUGUAAAAGAGGCCAUCCAGCUGCAGAAGGACUUCCCAGAUGUUGUGGCUGGAUUUGACAUGGUCGGCAGGGAGGACAGUGGAAGGACCCUUUGGUACUUCAGGGAGGCACUUUCUCUACCAGCUGAACUGGGCGUCACGCUACCGUACUUCUUUCAUGCAGGAGAGACAGAUGACGAAGGCACAGACAUAGAUCAAAACAUUCUUGAUGCCCUUCUGUUCAACACCACACGCAUUGGGCACGGCUACGCUUUGGCACACCAUCCACUCGCCAAAGAGCUUUCUAGGAAAAGAAAUGUGGCCGUGGAGCUGUGCCCCAUCUCAAAUCAGGUGCUGAAGCUUGUAUCAGACCUUAGGAACCACCCUGCCGCUGUGCUGAUGUCUGAGGGCCACCCGAUGGUGAUCAGCUCUGAUGACCCGUCUCUGUUCGGUACCACAGGCCUCUCCUACGACUUCUAUCAGGCCUUUGUGGGCAUCGGAGGAUUGAAAGCAAACCUGGGCACUCUGAAAGAACUGGCUGUCAACUCUAUCAGGUACAGCUCGCUACCAGGUCACCUGAAGGAUACAGGCCGCGUCAUGUGGCAGAACAAAUGGGACGCUUUCAUUGCUGGUAACUCAUGACAGCCAAACUGUAAAGGAUCCUGUUUGACUUG